AUGACCUUAAUUUUUUGUUUUAAUAAAGAAGAAAUUUUACAAUUGAAGAAUAAAUUAGAACAAAACCAAAUUAAUAAUAUUAAUUUGGAUGAAGAAUAUAAACCAUUAUUUGAAUAUCCGGAAUAUUUGGAAGACUAUAAUUAUAUUACAAUAGAUCACGUACUAUAUAAAUAUUGUUUAGGUUUAUUGAUUCCUCAUAAAAAAUUAUAUGAUAUUAAACCAAUAUUUCAUCAAUCAAUUUUACGUCAAAGUAAAAAUAUCAAAAAAUUGGAUAUUUCAACAUUUUUAUUUUAUAGAGAAUCAUUUAAAAAUUUUAAUGUUCAAAAUUUCACAUCAAAUUUAACGAGAUUAAAUUCAUUAUCAUUAAAUUUAAAUGAUACUAGUAAUAAUAUUGAACAAGAAUUUUUAAGCAAUAUGGCAACGAUUAAUUUGCAAGAAUUAAUAAUUAAUUUUUCCAGUCAUGUGAUCGUUAUGGCUACCUUUGAAAAGCCUUGUAAAAUUAUUCAAGAGCAAAACAAACUUAAAAAAUUUAAGAUAUUGAAUUGUUAUUCUUUAUUAAAUAAUAUUCUUUUGUCUUUAGAAUUUCAAAAGAAUUCUUUAGUUCAACUUGAAUUUAUAAAUUCUAACUUUGAUAAUGCUAGUUUAAAAAGUUUUAAUAAUUUAUAUAAUUUAAAGUAUUUAAGUUUUACAACUUGUAAAGGUAUAUUAUUAGAUCAAUGUGAGAUUUUAAAAUUUGUUCCAUUUAAGCUCAAGGAAUUAUCAUUUUUACGUAAUAGUUGGGAUGCUAAUGUCACACCAUUAAUGAUCAAAUAUUUAGGUUCAUCAUUACAAAGAUUAUUAAUUAAAAAUCCGACAAUACUUUCUAUUGAACAUAUAUCAAUGUAUUGUUCAAAUCUUAUUUCUUUAAAAAUAAGAAUUGAUAUCCAGUUUAAUUCUUCAGUGUUACCAUUUUUUAGAAAUUUAAGAACAAAGAUAUUAAAUCUUAGUAUUAUUAAAUAUGAUACUGAAUUAUUUAUAAAUUUAUCAAAUAAUAUACCUAUUAAUAUUAGUAAAAUUUCCAUUAAUUAUUAUAGUGCUAAUAAGUAUUUCAGAUUUAAGGAAUUUUUAGAAAAUUGUCAUAAUAAGUUUGAAAUAAUUAAUUUAAAUUAUAUUGUUAAUUCAAACUUUCUUAAAAUUAUUUUAAAUUAUAUUGAAAGAAGUAAUAAUAGUAGUUUAAAAAUUCUUGGUUUGAAGGAUUUGGAUGGAAGAUUGAAUGAUGAGAAAUCAAUGUUAUUGAAUAGUAUUAAAGCUAAAGGGAUUAAAUUAAUGGAAUUUCAUAAUUUAAAUAAUGAUUGUGGAGGCAUAAGUGGAGGCAUAUAAUAUUAGUAUUAGAGUUUAUAGGUUAAUAUUUAGCUUUAGGGUUUAUUUUUUUAUUUUUUUUUUAUUUUCUUAUAAAUAAAGCCAAACAUUUUAACAUU
This is a messenger RNA of Rhizophagus irregularis DAOM 181602=DAOM 197198, 1457 nucleotides long. RefSeq lists its product as uncharacterized. NCBI's taxonomy places the organism in Eukaryota, Fungi, Glomeromycota, Glomeromycetes, Glomerales, Glomeraceae. The record is from RefSeq and is a predicted model, not a curated record.